Sebastes umbrosus (honeycomb rockfish) is the source of this 2816-nucleotide messenger RNA. RefSeq names its product transmembrane protein 248 (gene tmem248). The record is from RefSeq and is a predicted model, not a curated record. Lineage: Eukaryota; Metazoa; Chordata; Actinopteri; Perciformes; Sebastidae. The transcript is spliced from 7 exons. Bases 370 to 1395 code for a protein of 341 amino acids.
GUUCACUUAAAAGAGCCGGCUGAAAGAGCUGACUCGUUCUUAACGACACAUCACUAGCGGAGAGGAGAUGUCGGUGGUUGGACUCAGAGACAGUAUUAUUGACGUUAUUCCAGCAGGCUGUAAAACAACAGAUAUUUCUCCUCACACAGCCAGCAGUGAACUAUAAUAGAGCAGAGAAUGGGAAGGAGUCAACGCGGUGCCUCCACCGAACACAGACUUCUGCUCUUCAGCUGUAUCUCCAGCAGGAGGAACUAGUAAAGCUUCAGAAACAGCAAGUUAAGAUAGCAGCAGUAUCUAGCAGUAGCUGCCUUUAUUGUGGCCUGCAAACAACCUCCCAGCUAGCAUCUGACGCAUGCACAGAAAGAAAACAUGGUGUACCUGUUAAAUCCUAUAGAGAACCUGAGAAGCUACAUCAACAACCGUCCUCCGCUGGUCAUUUUUAUGAUCAGCGUCAGUGCAGUGGCCAUCGCCUUCCUAACCAUCGGUUACUUCUUCAAGAUUAAAGAGAUCAAGUCUCCAGAGUUCACGGAGGACUGGAACACCUUUCUGCUGCGCUACAACGAGCUGGACUUUUGCGUGUCAGAGAAUGAAACGAUAAAGCACGGUCUGAACGAGUCGACCACGCCAGAGAGCAUGGUCGUGACCAGCGGCCAAGCUCGUUCCAGCACCCAGGUUCCCCUCCUGCUGGACGACUCGGGAACCGUCAACAUCUCAGUCCCCAUCACCCUCACGCUGGACCCCCAGCGCCCGUUUGGAGGCUACUCUCGCAAUAUCACCCACCUGUAUGCCACAGUGCUGGGGCAGCAACUUGGCCUGUCUGGCCGGGAAGCCCAUGAAGAAAUAAACAUCACUUUCACCCUGCCUGUAUCCUGGAACUCAGACGAGUGUGUGCUGCACGGCCACUGCGAGCAGGUGGUGUUCAGCACUUGCAUGACCAUCACGGCGGCCAGCAAUAUCUUCCCAGUCACAGUGCAGCCGCCACACUGCGUGCCAGAGACGUACAACAACGCCACGUCUUGGUACAAAGUGUUCACCACAGUCCGCGACUCCGACACCAAGUACAGCCAGGACUACAACCCCUUCUGGUGUUACAAAGGAGCCAUCGGCAAGUUGUACCACGCACUCAACCCAAAGCUCACGGUCAUCGUUCCUGAUGACGACCGUUCCCUCAUCAACCUGCACCUGAUGCACACAAGCUACUUCCUGUUUGUCAUGGUCAUCACGAUGUUCUGCUAUGCAGUCAUCAAAGGGCGGCCUGGCAAAGUACGGCAAACCAACCCCGACUUCUGCCCUGAGAAGGUACAACAGUCACCAGCAGUGCUAUAUGACGAGAACAGGUGGCGUUGUCAGAGGGUUAAAAAGACAUCCGAGAGCUAUGUCAGAACUUACCUGUAACAUGGACAAACUCAAAGAAACAGAAGAAGUAUAAAUAAACAUACCAGUUGCCUAGUGAAACCCUGGAAGUACAAUAAGGGACACAAAAGCUCUGUGAAUGCAUUACUCUUGCAAUGUUGGGUUUUUCCAACCAAAGAUAUACAAGUGCCUGUAUCUGUCGUGUAAAUAUUUGUAGGAAAUCUGAUAUUCUGUGCAAAACCGUUUUCUUUUAUUAUUAUUAUUAUUAUUUCUGCCUGAGUCCCCGUGUGCCAUGUCAGAACAUGCAGUACAUAAACAAAAGCAGAAGGCCAGACCCAAGAACGACACAGCCGUUAUUUCUAUUCGCUCUCAUUUACCAAGCAAGAUAGACAAACCACAGAGAACAAGAAAUAUUGGCAUUUAUCAAAACAAAGAGUAUCUUCUCUCUGAGAAAUCAUGAUGUUUAGUCACUUGAAAUGUGUUUAAGUGAACUAAAUACGCUUGAAUAGUCAGUUUGUCACUGCAGCUUCAACAGAGAAGAGAAUGAAUUUAGCUCUUUUCUCUGCACCAGACCCGACAGUGGAAAAGUCUGAUCACAAUUUGGACAUUGCACAAAAAAAUCUGCUCAAAAGUAGUUUAUUUAAUUGAAUUAUAUGUUCCCCUGUGUGUCUGCAAUGUCAAUUAAAGCAGAGUUAAGUAUUUAGAUGAUUGCACUGUGCACAUUAAAGGUGCAGUGUGUAGGAUUUGGCGGCAUUUGACGAGUUGGGAGUGAGAAUGCGUUGAUUUGGUUUGUCCGUUUGUCCGACUCCGUGAAGAGGACCCGCUCCCUAUGUAGAUAUAAACGGCGAUUCUUAUUUUCAGGUGAUUAUACACUAAAGAAAACAUGAAUAUUAUCUUCCAUUUCUGCUAAUAGAUCCCCCUAAAUGCUACGCACUGUUAUACAGAACCAACAGUAAAGUUAAUGGGUCCCCUGUUAGGCUUAUCAGUCAUUUGAAUGGCAGUUCAAUAAGCUGUGGAACUUCCUGUGGUCUGUGUUGAAGAGUUAAGAUGUUGUCUCACUUUAAAAACAUGAUUUUCUGCCUUUUGUUUUCCUUACUCUGUGGCUUCAUCGCUCACCUGCCUCUCGUCUUUUAUUUGCUGACUUAAUGUUCAAUACCUGGAUGAAGCAAAACGUUAUGUUGCCUUACCUUCGGUGGACUUGCUCGCGCGAAAACAUGACGGGGGAGAGAUCACCGUCUCUCUUUCCAACAUGAACUCGCCGGUCCUACUUCUUCCACAGCCAUCCUUCUCUUCUUUUUGUUUUGUUUUUUCUUCCAGUAUGACGAGCCUGUGGUUUGAAAUCAAACUUGUGAUCUUUGUCCUAUUAAUGUAAUUUUACUUGUGCUUUAUUUUAAAUCAUUAUCAGUUGCACGUGUUUGCAUAGUUUAGAUUUCUUGCACAUUUUGUGUUAUUUGCUCCUGUGA